This is a messenger RNA of Acipenser ruthenus (sterlet), 8562 nucleotides long. RefSeq names its product A disintegrin and metalloproteinase with thrombospondin motifs 18-like. Lineage: Eukaryota; Metazoa; Chordata; Actinopteri; Acipenseriformes; Acipenseridae. The transcript is spliced from 23 exons. Gene Ontology annotation, cellular component: extracellular matrix. Bases 422 to 4126 code for a protein of 1234 amino acids. Gene Ontology annotation, biological process: proteolysis; extracellular matrix organization. Gene Ontology annotation, molecular function: metalloendopeptidase activity. The record is from RefSeq and is a predicted model, not a curated record.
CCGUAUACUGUCGCUUGAUGUCUGGGUCACUAUGCUUAGUAAUUGCAUCCCUCGCACGUUUUAUUUGGAACCCGAGGUUUCAUUAACCGUGCUUAUAAUUUGGGGAACUCUCUUGCGAUUGGCUGCCUUGCCUUCCUACCUCCCCGAGGGGCUCGUGCAGUUUUGCAGUCUGAGCGCAAGCUGAGUGUCACUGAUCAGCAGUUACAGAGCUAAGUAAGUGCUGGAGUGGUAGACUUGUACCUGCUGCAACCGUCACUUUUACAUAAAACACUUUUACAGUUAAAUACAAUGGAUUGAAAGGACUUCAAAUAAAGAACAAGCUGAAGCAAAAACGAAUAAAAUGUUUAUAGAUUGCAUUCAGCACUGUCGAGGGUUAUUUUAUUUUUUUUAGUUUUCAAGGAGAAGGUAACUGAAGAGGUGCAUGAAUGAAAAAAAAAUGGAUUGCCUUUUCCUUUUGCUGUGGACUUUACCUAUUCCGUUAGUCAGCAGCAGGUCAAUGAAGUUUCUGUCAGCCUUGUGGUUUGGGAAUGUUAUGAAGACCUUGCAGAUUUGUUGCUCCUAUUCUGUAUCCUCAGUAACAGCUACAUUUAUCAGUGACAGCAGUGGACUGAAUUAUGAUUACGCGUUUGUAACACCUAUAGAAGUAGACUCAGAGGGAGCUUACAUUUCCCAUGAUAUUGUGGGAAGCAGCAGAAAGAGGAGAUCAUUGCAGUAUCCAAAGGACUCGCUGCACUACAGGCUGUCAGCAUUUGGAAAAGAACUUAAUUUAGAUUUGAAGCCCUCCAAUGUGUUAGCAAAUGGGUUUACUGUUCAGACACUUGGCAAAGAUGGUACAACCUCAUGGCAAGAGCCAACAGUUGAAGAUUGUUUUUAUCAGGGAUAUAUAAGAAACCACAGCAGUUCGUCGGCUGCGAUAUCAACAUGCAAAGGCUUGUCAGGUUUGAUAAGGAUACAUGGUGGUGAGUUCCUCAUUUCACCGCUACCUCAGCGUCUGGCAGUGGAACACAACUACACCUCCCUCCCCGGGCAUCACCCGCAUGUGCUGUACAAGCGAUCGGCUGAGCAUACCAUCCAUCGCAGGCCAGCAGACAGCAGCUCCUACCAGGGUCACCAUUACCUGCCCCACGGCCACCUUCACAAGAGAGACUACCUGCACGGGAAGUACCAGAGACAGCACUUCUGUGGACGGCGCAAGAAAUACACUCCUAAACCUCCUGCGGGGGACCUCCACAUAGCGCCUGAUGAGUACGAGCAACAGAGCAGAGCCAAACGCUCUCCUCUCAACCCCCGCAAGCCAACGGGGCUGAACGUGGAGACCCUGGUGGUGGCUGACCGGAAAAUGGUGGAAAAACACGGCAAAGAGAACAUUACGACAUACGUCCUCACAGUCAUGAACAUGGUUUCCAGUUUGUUCAAAGACGGCACCAUUGGAAAAGAUAUCAACAUUGUGGUUGUCAGUCUUCUUCUCCUAGAACAAGAUCCAGUGGGCUUGUCAAUAAGCCACCACGCAGACCUGUCCUUGAACAGCUUUUGCCAGUGGCAGUCUGGCCUGAUUGGGAAGAAUGGGAAGCGUCAUGACCAUGCUGUGCUGCUCACUGGACUGGAUAUCUGCUCCUGGAAAAAUGAGCCUUGCGACACACUUGGUUUUGCUCCUAUAAGCGGGAUGUGCAGUAAAUACCGUAGCUGUACUAUAAAUGAAGACACAGGGCUUGGCUUGGCUUUUACCAUUGCACAUGAAUCGGGGCACAAUUUCGGUAUGAUCCAUGACGGUGAGGGGAACGUAUGUAAGAAGGCUGAAGGGAACAUAAUGUCCCCGACCUUGGCUGGAAACAACGGCGUCUUCUCUUGGUCUGCCUGUAGCCGCCAGUAUCUCAACAGGUUCCUCAGUACAGCUCAAGCUUCUUGUCUUGUUGAUGAGCCGAAGCAAGUUGGACAGUAUAGAUACCCGGACAAGCUCCCAGGGCAGCUGUAUGAUGCUGACACACAGUGCAAAUGGCAGUUUGGCUCAAAGGCAAAACUCUGCAAUCUGGACUUUGUAAAGGAUAUCUGUAAGUCACUCUGGUGCCAUAGAACAGGCAACAGGUGUGAAACUAAGUUUAUGCCAGCAGCAGAAGGGACCAUCUGUGGACAAAACAUGUGGUGUCGGAGAGGCCUGUGCGUGAAGUUCGGGGAUCAUGGGCCCAAAGCUGUCCACGGUCAGUGGUCCCAGUGGUCAGAGUGGUCUGAGUGCUCGAGAACCUGUGGAAGGGGAGUAACAUACCGUGAGAGACACUGCAAUAGUCCAAAGCCACAAUAUGGCGGGGAGUUCUGCCAAGGUUCCACUCGCUUAUACCAGCUGUGUAAUAUCAAUGCCUGCCAGCCCAACAGUGUGGACUUCCGGGCACAGCAGUGUGCUGAAUACAAUAGCAAGCCCUUCAGGGGCUGGUACUACAAAUGGAAACCCUACACAAAAGUAGAAGUGGAAGACAUUUGUAAACUGUAUUGCAUAGCAGAAGACUUUGAAUUCUUCUUUGCAAUGUCGAGCAAAGUUAAGGAUGGGACCUCUUGCUCUGAUGACAUGCACAAUGUGUGCAUUGAUGGGAUCUGUGAGCCAGUAGGAUGUGACCAGGUUCUGGGUUCAAAAGCUGCACUAGAUGCCUGUGGCGUUUGUAAGGGGGAUAACUCGACAUGCACAUUCUUUAAAGGGCAGUACCUCCAGCAGCACAGAGCGAAUGAGUAUUAUUCAGUAGUCACAAUUCCAGCAGGAGUCCGCAGCAUCCGAGUGCAUGAGAUGGAAAUCUCCACCAGUUAUCUGGCGGUCCGUAGCUUGAAGAAGAAAUACUAUCUGACAGGAGACUGGACAGUUGAUUGGCCGGGACAAUUCCCCUUUGCUGGGACCGUGUUUGACUAUCAACGCUCCUUUAACCGACCAGAAAGCCUGUAUGCGGCAGGUCCAACUAAUGAGACGCUGGUCUUUGAAAUACUUCUGCAAGGCAAGAACCCUGGCAUUGCCUGGGAAUACACCCUACCCAAGAGCCUGAACGACAGCAAGACCACAGCUAUGAAACACAACUACACCUGGGUGGCCGUCAGAUCAGAUUGCUCAGCCUCAUGUGCUGGAGGUCAAAUGUCAAUAAAGGCUGUUUGUCUACAAGACCAUUACACACAGGUUAACUCAUCCUUCUGCAAUCCACGCACAAGACCUACAAUUGGAACUAAUGUCUGCAACACUCAACCAUGCCCAGCUUUCUGGUCGGCAGGGGAAUGGAGCACUUGCAGCAAAUCCUGUGGACUGGGACAGCAGUCCCGUCAAAUCCAGUGUCUCCGGAAGGUGGCCUUCAAGCGAGAGGAGGUGGUAGCGCAUUCUCUGUGUCCUGUGAUGACGCCCGCCCAGGGACAGCCCUGCAACAACAAAGCGUGUCUACCUGAGUGGAGUGCAGGAGCCUGGUCUGAGUGUUCUAAGACUUGUGGAAGAGGUCUGAAGAAACGCAGUGUCUACUGCAGUAGCACCAAUCUGUCAAACAAGCCCAGCAUCCUUCCGGAUAGCAUGUGCACCCGAGAUCAGAAGCCCAAAGCCCAGGAGACAUGUGUGCUGAGACGCUGCCCGAAAAAUGACAGACUGGAGUGGGUGACAUCAGCAUGGAGCGAGUGUUCAACAAGCUGUGGUCCAGGGGUUCAGAAAAGGGAACUGAAGUGUAGUGAGAAAGACGCUCACGGCAAAUACAUUGAAUUCCCCCAGAGAAGAUGUCGUAACUUACAGAAGCCCAUUGUGGAACUGGAGCAAGCCUGUAACAAGGGUUCCUGCUCAGGCCCAAGACCUCCUCCAGAAAGGACCAUCAGUAUGGUUGUGUCAGGAUGGUAUUCAUCCCCAUGGCAACAGUGCACAGUGUCCUGUGGAGGAGGGGUGCAGACGCGGAGUGUGCAGUGUCUUAGGCAGGGCAGACCAUCAGGUGGGUGUCAGCAUCACCAGAGACCUACCACCUCCAGAGCCUGCAACACCAACUUCUGUCCAGCACCCAAGAGGAAAGAUGAUCCGUCCUGCAUUGACUUCUUCAGCUGGUGCCACCUGGUCCCCCAGCAUGGUGUCUGCAACCACAAAUUCUAUGGCCAGCAGUGCUGCAAAUCAUGUACCAGGAAGAUGCGGUAGCGAAUCACAUUUAAUUCUACAUUCACACCAACCAUUCUCUUUUUUUCAGUAUGGAGUUUAUUCAAUGUGUGUGGAAACCUGUUGGGGAAGCAGUACAUGGUAGACUGCAGCACAGACUUUGUCCUGGAGUACUUGACUGCUGCACCUAUCAAAACACUGCUCCAUGCAAAACCAGGUUCUAACGGAAUGCUAUGGAUGAUAGCGGUAUAGUGCAGCUUUUGCAAUUCUUCUGGUGCUUGCAUUUGUCACAGUGACUCAUUGACCUGCUGCACGUUUGAGAACUGGAAAUAUGAGACUAUGUAGGAUUUCAUCUUUUAUUUUGAGAAGAACGAUUUUGAAACCCUUUAACAAGUAAACACUACAUAUUUAUGUAAUGGCUUUUCCUUUAGACAACACACUGUGGAUCAGUUAUGUUUAGACACCAUUUAUGAAUUGCCUCUGCUGAACAGGUUAAGUCUUGGAUUAUCCAGCAGUAUCCAGGGUAUAUGUUCAAUGGCAGUUUUCAGAUUAUUGCAACCCAAUACUUGUAAUUUCUACAGUAUAUGACUGCUAAGUGUAAAUGCACUUAAUUAGGUAACUUAUUUUUUGUUGUGCUUGUUUUUGUAACAUAACUAUAUACACAGAAAAAAAUGCUGAUUGAGAAACAAUGAUGUACAAGAGCCGUGUAACACAACAUUAAAACACAUACAUACAGUAACAACAGUUUAGCAUGCCAAAAGUAAAAUGUUCAACGGUAGGAUAUACUUGGCUUUGUGUCACAAAUGGAUUUCAGCUGCAAACGGAAGACACGAGUCACUAUCGCAGUCACCAAGACUUUUUUUUUGCAGUCCAACUUGGCUGUCCAUAUGUUUUCAUUUAUCAAGUUUAUUUUAAAUAUGAAAUACGAUGGUUACAGGAUUCAAAGUUGUUAUGCUCUAUCAGAUGCACAUGUCUGCGCAACGAAGCAGUCAAAUUCUACUCUGCCUCAUUAGAUGCUGUUCAAGCAAUGAAUCCCCUAAAUUACUUAUUUCAUUGUUCAUGUUGUUUCAUUAAAAAAUAUUGUACAUUUCGAUAUUGCCUUCUCCGACUGUGUCAAAUAGGAUGUUAAUGCCCAAUGCUUACCCAAUAUGAGUAGUCGCCUUUUAGCCACAUAUGUUUGGAAGGAACUGCUAUGGGGAAAAAAGCUGACAGCACUAGCGAUCCAGACCAACUGCAGUACAAGCCAGGCUUCAUCCAACUGUAUUUUCUGGAGUCUCAACAAUUGCUUUUUACUGGACAGGGCUGAGCUCCACUAGUUUUUAAAGAUAUUUUUGGAAGUCAGGAUUAGCCAGCUCAGCAUUAAUGUUGUACAGCGUGCAGUUAAGUUUAGGAGUUUGUCUUUCUUCAGCCAAUUUAAUAUAUGAUCAUCUUUACUUAAAGUUGAGUGAUGAUAGGGAAACAGACACAGCAACGUUUUGUUUGAUCUUGGCAAUUAGUUUUUCUCCCAGUUUAUGUUUUAUGCUCUUCUCAUUUAAGAUGAUCAUGUUUUGUAUGUUGGUCUACAUCCUCCUGUUGUGAAAAAAAAGUAAUUUAUUGAUAUGUUUAGUGUCUCCUUAUGUUUGGAGUAAAGGUCCUGUAUAAAUGGCAAUACCUAUAACAACAUGAUUUAUUGUGAUUAAAUGGGUAUUUUUUUGUCUUUUCACAAUAUGCUGUAAAAUAACACCAUGUACUGUUAUGUGUCGUAUUUAAUUAUUUUUAAAACUUUUAUAAUAAAAUGUUAUGACAUGUUUACACAUCAGCGAAUGUAACUCAUGUCAAUGCAAUAGAUGACAUAGAAGAAAUAUACAUAUCUGGCUUGAUUCAGUAAUGUACAAUAUAUAAGGUAAAACACCCUUUAAACCUGAAUAGUGUCUUAAAUUACCCUCUGAGAAACAAUACUAACAGUGUGAAUUAUUCAUUUAAAAAGCAAUUUUUCUAAAAUGUAUAGUUUGGAUGUCUGGUAAGUGAUGUCGUUUUUCUUCUGGGGUUCAUGUUCAAGUCUUCUUAAUGGUUUUUUUCACAAUUUAUGUUUUGCAUUGAGCAUGUGGAGCAAUUUAAUAAUUGCUUGCUGUAUACAGAGCGCUACUUCUUACAGCUCCUCAGUGUACAGCUAUGGCCAAAAGUUUUGCAUCACCUAGAAUUUUAGGAUUGAGACAAAAUACAUUAUAUAUAUAUAUAUAUAUAUAGAUAUAUACACUGUAUGAACAGAAUUGAGAUAUUUUAUUUAACAUCAUGUAAUCAAAGAAACUACAAGAUUCUUCCGUUUUUCUUUAAGUAUAAGGAAAACUACAAAGCCGUAUCUAAUUCAAUAUGUUAAUGUAAUAUUGUUUAGCAGGUCUCAUUCGACUUUAUGAAGCAAAAUUACAUAAUUCUGCAGGAUGAUGCUAAACUUUUGGCCAUAGCUGUAUACAGUAUAAUAUAUCACCUAUGCAAGUAAGCUUUUAUUUUACCACAGCUGUCUCCUAUUGGUGAAAUAUAAUUAGUUUAUGUUGUAAGUCGUAUAAAACAAGGCACAAAACCUAAUUUCCAUUCCGGAUUGUUAACAAACUUAUUUUUGCAGUGUGUUAUUGAUGCAGCAAGCUGACCCCACCCUAAAAUAUACUCAGAUGUUUUCCAUAUACUGUUAACAUUUUAAUAAGAAGCAGUUAUGCUAUCAGUCUGACACCCAUGUAGCAUUUCAGUAGCUCACUAGUGCCUGAGGUUGGCUGAGGUUAUAGCAGCAUCAAACACUACACACUAGUCUCAAAAGAGGAAUGUGGAAUGUGUACUAGAGAACACUUGAAUGUGAACUACUUUGUAAUUGGAAACAAUUUCAUUUUUAAUUGUAGGUUCUCGAUGAGCAUGGUGCUGAUUUGAGCAUGUACAGCUACAGCCAAAAGUUUUGCAUCACAUGUGACAUUUCGAAAUUUAACAUGAAAUACUGUACUACUAUUAUGGCUUCCUGUAGACUUUUACCAUAUACUUUUGUAGUUUCUCUGAUAAAAUGAUGUUAAAUAAAAUAUCUAAAUUAUAUUCACAUAGUUAAAAUUAUGUGUCAAUCCUAAAAUUCUAGGUGCUGCAAAACUUCUGGCCAUAGCUGUCCACUUAGUCACACUGUACCUUUUCCUGCAGUCUUACCAAUACAAAGAUAUCUUUUCCCAGUACUCGACUGGUAGUUUCCACCAAGCAUAUGCUAAGAUAAUCAUAUGAAAGACAUGCCAUGGUCACCUCUGUGUUAUGAUUAGAAGGUGAUUUACAAGUCUGAUAGAAUUUUGUUUGACAGAACUGGGUUUCUAUGUGCAGCACAUUUUCUAGAAUCAGUGGCUCUUAAAACCUCCCAACUUUGUAAACCUGAUUGGUGGCAUUAACCUUUUGUCUGAAUCCAGUCUCUAGACUGAUUUAUAUGACACUGAAUGCACUUUACUAGUCCCUUGAGUGCUUUUGAAUAUACUGCUGCUACUGACUGAGAAUUUGGUCUAUAAAAAGUGGGGAAACAAAUAAUUUAAGUUCAUAAAACUCUUGAGUUUACUGUGAAGUACAAAUUAAAGAUCUGUAAUUACAAACAAAAGGAGAUGCAAAUGGUGACACCUGUGAAGGCUGGAAUACUGAGACAUAUGUUUUGUUCAUUUUUAUAUGUAAAAUAUAAAAUAUAAGCAAAAACCUAAACAGAAUAAAAAGGGGGGCUGUGAUAAUACUGAUAGUUCUAAUAAGAGGUAAAAAAAAUAAAUAAAAAAAAAGGAUUUGAAAAUCUUGGUUAGCACUAUUUUAAGCUUUAUCUUUUCUGUCAACCACUGCGUUUCCCCUUCUCAACAGAAGAGUAAGAUCUCAGUUUUAUAAAUGUAUUGUAUCUGCUAGCUUCCCAGUGCCCGUGAUGUACUGUCGUGCUCCUGAUUGAUAAUUGUACAAACCCUGAAUGACCAUUUACAGUACACCAAACAUUGCAUCAAGCUGUUGUGUGCCAUUUAUUACUGUUUUUAUAUAUGUCGUAAUUUUCAUAUAUGUCGUAAUUAUAGAUAUAAAUGUACUGCGUGAUUGAGUUGUUCAAUAGCUGUUUGUCCCUUAGACCCCAAUCAUUAUUUACAUAUACUUUGUCCAGAGCAAAGUAGCAACAAAAAAUUGCAUCAGAAAAAUCCCCUUGUCUAUACCAAACAAUCCUUCACGCAUAUUGCCAAUACACAUGAGCUAAAGAGCUUUCAAGGGCUGUAUUGUCCAAUAUAUGAUGUAGAAGGACACCCUGGGAGCAUUGGAGAGAGAGAACGUUCCAGGAGGUAAAGGUUUAAUAUUUAAAUUAUACCAAACAGUAUGCGGUUUGUUUAGUUUACAUCACAUGUUAACUAUUAAACCAACCUUUGUAAAAGUGAACUCUGCUUGAGAUGCUCUCCCUUAGAAGGGAAUAAAGCUACUCACAGAGUGGUACAAUGCAUUGUCUCGUUCCAAGCUUUAAAAUUAAAUGAAGUUUG